Messenger RNA from Mycetomoellerius zeteki, 2587 nucleotides. RefSeq names its product probable aconitate hydratase, mitochondrial. NCBI's taxonomy places the organism in Eukaryota, Metazoa, Arthropoda, Insecta, Hymenoptera, Formicidae. Gene Ontology annotation, molecular function: aconitate hydratase activity; 4 iron, 4 sulfur cluster binding. The transcript is spliced from 9 exons. Gene Ontology annotation, cellular component: mitochondrion; cytosol. Bases 160 to 2526 code for a protein of 788 amino acids. The record is from RefSeq and is a predicted model, not a curated record. Gene Ontology annotation, biological process: tricarboxylic acid cycle.
GCUCUGGGGGAGUCGGGAGAGUGUUGUUACUGGCAGCUGAUUGCUACGAAGUACGCAAAAACGAGAGCGAAACGUCGCGCCUUUUAAACUCGCGUCUGUCGCGUUUGUAGCGACUGUAGCUCUCAGAUUAACUGCAGCUGAACGCUAAUUUAAUUCGCUAUGUCGUACUGCACGCGAGUUUUUCGUGCACAGAAACUGUCCACUUUAGCGGCGGAUGUACAGCAACGAUGCUUCAGUGCAAGUCCUUUGAGUUUCGCUGCUGCAAAAGUGGCAAUGUCCAAAUUUGACUCCACCAGCUACCUGCCCUAUGACAAACUGCAAGAAAAUCUUAAAAUAGUCAAGAAGAGAUUGAAUCGGCCGCUAACUCUGUCUGAAAAAGUUUUAUAUUCCCACCUGGAUGAGCCUGACAAACAAGAUAUUGUCCGCGGCACCAGCUACCUUCGAUUGCGACCGGAUCGUGUCGCCAUGCAGGACGCGACUGCUCAAAUGGCGAUGUUGCAAUUUAUUAGUUCUGGUCUACCGAAAGUCGCAGUACCUUCCACCAUACACUGCGAUCACUUAAUCGAGGCUCAGAUCGGCGGUAAUGAAGAUCUGCAACGAGCCAAGGACAUCAACAAAGAAGUCUAUAACUUCCUGAAGACUGCGGGUGCUAAAUAUGGCGUUGGCUUCUGGAAUCCUGGCUCUGGCAUUAUCCAUCAGAUUAUCCUUGAGAAUUAUGCCUUCCCCGGUCUAUUGAUGAUCGGUACCGAUUCACACACGCCGAACGGAGGUGGUCUAGGUUGUUUGUGUAUCGGUGUUGGCGGUGCCGAUGCUGUCGAUGUAAUGGCGAACAUCCCAUGGGAGCUCAAGUGUCCCAAGGUCAUUGGCGUAAAACUCACGGGCGAACUCAAAGGCUGGACCAGUCCCAAGGAUGUUAUUCUAAAAGUAGCCGGUAUCCUUACCGUCAAAGGUGGUACCGGCGCCAUUGUAGAGUACUUUGGACCAGGUGUUGAUAGUAUCAGUUGCACUGGAAUGGCCACCAUUUGCAAUAUGGGUGCCGAAAUUGGUGCGACUACCUCGAUUUUCCCAUACAACUAUAGAAUGCAAGAUUAUCUGAAGGCAACCGGACGUUCAGAGAUUGCUGGAGCUGCUGAUCAACAUAAGAGUCUGUUAACGGCCGACUCUAAUGCUAAAUAUGAUCAGAUUAUCGAGCUAGAUUUGUCGACUCUCGAGCCGCACGUGAAUGGACCUUUCACGCCGGACUUAGCUCACCCGAUCUCUAAAUUGGGCGAAGUUGCUAAGAAGAAUAGUUGGCCAAAUGAGAUUAAAGUCGGUCUGAUCGGUUCCUGCACUAAUAGCUCUUACGAGGACAUGGGUCGAUGCGCAAACAUCGCUAAGCAAGCUCUGAAACACGGCUUGAAAGCAAAAUCUGCAUUUAACGUCACUCCUGGAUCCGAGCAAAUUCGCGCGACAAUCGAGCGCGAUGGUAUUGCGCAAACGCUUCGUGAAUUCGGUGGUACAGUGUUAGCUAAUGCCUGCGGACCCUGCAUUGGUCAAUGGAAUCGCCAGGAUAUUAAGAAGGGAGACAAAAAUACGAUUGUUACAUCAUACAAUCGAAACUUCACGGGUAGGAAUGAUGCUAAUCCAGCGACGCACGCGUUUGUAACAAGUCCCGAGCUUGUUACCGCUCUUUCCAUCGCUGGUAAACUUGAUUUCAAUCCGGUGAAAGAUAGAUUAAAGGGCAAGGAUGGAAAGGAAUUUCUCCUGGACAAUCCAUAUGGUGACGAAUUACCCAAUCGUGGUUUUGACCCCGGUCUGGACACUUACGACGAACCACCAAGAGAUGGUAGCAAAGUUAAGGUCGAUGUAGAUCCCAAAAGCCAAAGAUUACAGUUGCUGGAACCCUUUGAUAAAUGGGAUGGCAAUGAUCUAGAGGAUCUGACGAUCCUGAUUAAAGUAAAAGGCAAGUGCACCACGGAUCACAUCUCCGCGGCUGGGCCGUGGCUUAAGUAUCGUGGACAUCUUGAUAAUAUUUCCAACAAUAUGUUCCUUGGUGCUGUUAAUUCUGAAAAUGGCGAGAUGAAUAAGAUCAAGAAUCAAUUGACAAAUGAAUGGGGUGCCGUGCCUGACGUUGCACGAGAUUACAAGAAGAAUGAUGUAAAAUGGGUUGCGGUGGGUGACGAGAAUUAUGGUGAAGGUUCCUCCAGGGAGCACGCUGCCCUGGAACCACGCCAUCUUGGCGGUCGUGCCAUCAUCGUGAAGGGUUUUGCACGUAUACAUGAGACAAAUUUGAAGAAGCAAGGUCUCUUGCCUUUGACCUUCUCCAACCCUGCGGAUUACGACAAAAUUCAGCCUAGCGACAAGAUCAGUCUUCUCGGGUUGAAUAAUCUUACACCUGGCAAGCCGGUCCAAGCACAAAUCAAACACAAAGACGGCAAGGUAGACACCAUCAGUCUGAACCACACAAUGAAUGAGCAGCAGAUCGGUUGGUUCAAAGCCGGUUCUGCUUUGAAUCGCAUGAAGGAAAUAUCGAGUGGUGAACGAUAAACUAACCGCUGAGUGGAUAUCUAUUCAAAGAGUCAUUAUAUGCGGAAAUGGAAGAGAAAAA